CCGUCAUGAAGCUUAAAGAAAUCUACAGGACGUCCACUUUUGCGUGGUCACCGACCGCGUCGCUCCCCCUUAUUGCGACUGGCUCGGUUGCUGGCGCACUCGACGAGUCUUUUUCGAAUGAAUCUCAACUCGAGAUAUGGCAACCUGAUUUCAUGGACAAGAACGAAUAUGAUCUCGGAGGAGAUGGUUUGCCUGCCCCAAAGGGCGCGGUCACCGACAGCUCAAGGUUCAACCGUCUUGCAUGGGGUCAAGUGCAUAGAGACCGCUCACGUGGUGUCAUUGCAGCUGGUAUGGAGAACGGCGAACUUGCCCUGUGGGACCCAGCAAAAAUUAUUGAUAAUGCCGACGUCUGUGAAUCUUUGAUCCUUCGCAACACCAGUCAUACUGGUCCUGUCCGUGGCCUUGAUUUCAACCCCAUACAAACAAACCUUCUGGCUUCUGGUGCCAUCAACGGCGAGGUUUAUAUCUGGGAUCUCAAUGACCCGUCGAAGCCGUACUCUCCUACGCCAGGCACGAGGAGCACAAAGCUUGAUGAAAUCACUUCUGUUGCUUGGAACCAACAAGUACAAUACGUGCUUGCAGGCGCUAGUAGUACGGGCUAUACUGUAGUAUGGGAUCUGCGAGGGAAACGUGAGGUAGUCGCCCUUGCUUACGGCGGUGGUGCGGGCACGCUUGCAGGCCAAAGUGGCGUUGGUAGUGGAAUGGCCGUUGGCGGCAGACGCGGCAUGAGUGCGAUUGCGUGGCACCCUGACAAUGCAACUCGUCUUGUCACAGCUUCCGAGGAUGACUUGUCUCCCGUCAUCAUGGUUUGGGAUCUUCGAAACGCACGCGCACCGGAAAAAAUCCUUACGGGGCACGAGAAGGGUGUUCUGUCGCUCUCGUGGUGCAAGCAUGAUGCAGACCUCUUACUUUCAUGUGGAAAGGACAACCGCGCCCUCUGUUGGAACCCGCAGACAUCUGAGAUCAUCGGCGAGCUUCCUUCUGCGGGUAAUUGGGCUUUCCAAGUGGAAUGGUGCCCACGAAAUCCUGAUCUCCUGGCUACCGCUUUCUUCGAUGGCACGGUUGGGAUUCAUUCUAUCCAGUCUACGAAUGAUGCUACAAUUCCCCCUGUGACCCCAAAACUCGAUGGUGCAGAUGUGUUUGACGUGCCAGGUUACUCCCGUACCACGGCUCCGACGCUCAGUCUUAAACAACCACCCAAGUGGCUCCGCCGCCCAUCUUCCUGUUCGUUUGGGUUCGGCGGGCAACUCGUCAGCGUUGGUAAUUUACCUGCAGCCUCAGGGAAAAACCAGAGCAGCGUAGUGCACAUCCGAAAAGUUAUCACAGAGACAGAUAUCGUCGACCGGGCGCAAAAGUUACAACAAGCUGUGGAUACCAAUACCUUGAGCACAUUCGCAGAAGAGCGGGUACGCUCGGAGAAAGCUGGUGAAGAUGGCUGGAAGGCCCUCCUCAGGACGAAGCUUGUCACGCUGUUAGGUUACUCUAAAGAGGAGAUCAAGGGGCGUGUCGAGGAAGCGGUUGCGAAGCUGAAGGAGGUUGUAUCAGUCAACACGUCCAGCUAUAGCGUGGAUGAAGCUGGUGCGGACCUAGCGAAACCCCACGAGCCAGUGGUGUCCUUUGCAGAACCAGAAGCACAAUACGAUGGCAGUGAAGAGGAUUUGUCGACAAUGGGUGUUGAAAAGACGCCUUCGGAGGUAAGCGCCAGCGUUGCAUCCGACGCCGUCCAGGUCACAGAUGGUGAAUCCACGACUACUGCUCCAAGUCUCUUUGGUGAUGAAGGUGCCCUUGGUACACCCCAGAUGGAUGCGGGUGCUGACUUCUUCAGCACAAUCGGUGCUGCGCCCGAACUCGAAGUGCCUCAUCAUAACUACGGUCUUGAUUCAAGUGUCGCUGCUACCAUUGGGUCUGGUCCUUCGAGUGUAGCAAGUGAGAACCUGAAGAACACGUUCAAGAUCUACCCCUCUGACGAGAGUGAGACGGAUGGGCUGGUGACGAAAGCACUGGUGCUUGGCGACUUCGAGUCUGCUGUUUCGUUGUUCCUACUCGCGAUCAAGGGUGGCGAAGAUCUUCUUCAACGCACCCAGAAGGCUUACUUCGAACGGCGUACCACCUCAUAUCCCUAUCUUCGUUUAUUCCAGAGCAUUGUCACCAAUGAUCUCUCGGACAUCGUACAAAAUGCCGAUCUGCGAGAAUGGCAGGAGAUAUUUGUGGUGCUGUGCACCUUUGCGAGCCAGGAGGAGUUUUCGAACCUUGCGGAGCAACUUGGGAGUAGGCUGGAAUUCCAGAGCAGUCUGAUGCAUGAAGGCAGUGCAGAGAAUGAGGACGAUUCCCUUGAGUUGAGGAAGACGGCGACUUUGACAUAUCUAGCUGCAGGAAAGCUGGAAAGACUCUUGAACAUCUGGAUCGAGGAGCUCGCCGAAGAGGAGAUUUUGUUAUUGGAUGAUCAAGAUCAACUGAACAGUUCGCGGUAUGCAGCCCAUGCCUUCGCUUUACACACUUUCAUAGAGAAGGUGACCGUAUUCCGCGAUGCUACCAAGUAUGUGGACGGCGAUCUGGCACAGGUACCAGGUGAGGACGCCGGUGCCAAGACGUACAAACUCGCCGCGUUGUACGAUCGAUACUUUGAGUAUGCAGACGUGCUCAGUACUCAGGGUUUGGUGAAGGAGGCUGUUGCCUUUUUGAAGUUAACGCCGGCAGAUUACAUAGGGUCUGCGUUGGACUGUGCAGGAAUCAGGGAGCGUCUAUUGAUUGCUUCUGGAGAGCGCAAGGUGACCCCAGCUGCUCCUGCAGCAGGCACCAGCCGUGCUGCCAUUCAAUCGGACCUUACGUCUACUAUUACCCCCGCAUCAUUUGGCUACGCCAGCUACCCGCCACCUGUCCCAGCUCAGACAUAUGCGCCUGUUCAAUCCAUCUCUCAGCCAUCCUACGAUCCAUAUGCUGUACCCGCCGCUGCCAGGCCGAUCCACCCCACUUCAGUUCCACAGUCAGGCCAACACCAACAUUUGCCACCGUCCCGUGGUCCUAUACCUUCUGCACCACCGAAACGCAUGCCAAACGGUGGCUGGAAUGAUGCUCCCGUUGUGACCAACGAUCGUCGCGCCUCAUCUUCACUGAAUCUUCAGAAGCCCCUGGCUAUAGUGUCUCCCUUCCCCAAUGCUCCUUCUCCCAGAAUUGCGUCCCCUCCUGCACUUGGCUCCCCACAUGCGGGUGGACAUGGUCAGAACGCUCCUCUUCCCCCUCCGCCACGACCAACAAGUGUGCAAAGUCGGGUGGCACAGCGGAUGAUGCACCCACCACCUCCCUCUCAGACUCGACCUCCUUCCGGGCCUCCUGCUCAUCCACAGGGCAUGCAACCACCCUCAAAUCGGUUGAUGUCUCCCGCCCAACAGCACGCUCCUCUUCCCUCUGUUCCUGGUCCAUACUCCCCGUCCAUGCAGCCCGCUCAGUUGCAGCCUCCUGGGCCGUAUGCGCGUGCUACUCCUCCACCUGGUCCUCUACGGGGCCCUGGACAGCCACUCGGCCCACCUGGACCAUACGCAGCGCCUCCGCCAGGACAAGCUGGUCCUCUGGCACCGCCGCCAGGUCCCUAUGCACCUUCUUCCGGCCAAGCCCAGCAACCACCACCAGGUCCAUACGCACUUCCUCCUGGCCAAGUCCAGCAGCAGCAGCAGCCCCGUGGAAUUUCUCAGGGUCCACUGCGAGUGCCUCCCGCACCACAUCCGCUUGCCGGUCUACCUCCUCAGCAGGGACCUUCUGGAGUUGCAUCAGCCGGAGGUGCCAGCAACACGCAGCCUCCACGUUCUCGACAAGGUCCACCGCCACCAAAAUAUCCCCCUGGAGACCGGGCUCAUAUCCCCGAGUCUGCGUUACCCAUCUUCAAUAUCAUUAACGAGCAACUCACACGGAUGAAGCAGACGACACAACCUCAACAAAGACGAAUGGCCGAUGACCUUGAGCGCCGAAUCAAUUCUCUAUUUGAUGCUUUGAAUUGUGAAACAUUAUCCAGGCCUGUGGUUGACCAGUUGCUUGUUUUGGCCAGAGCCAUGGAGGCGCAUGACCGAGAUGCUGCAUUGUCUAUACAUGUCGACCUUCUCACUCGUGGCUCGCAGACAGACGACAUUGGCUUGUGGAUGUCGGCGAUCAAGCAGCUCAUUAUUCGCAUGUAAAAGUCUGUUACGAGUCGGCUUGAAAUGUGUUGUUUUACUAUCCACAGGACUAUUUAGAUUGACGGUGUCGGAAAUUGUUGAUUCAGUAAUGUUAAGUUUCCUGAGUGUUAGUGGUGAU
Suillus fuscotomentosus is the source of this 4284-nucleotide messenger RNA. RefSeq lists its product as uncharacterized. Gene Ontology annotation, molecular function: protein binding; structural molecule activity. Gene Ontology annotation, biological process: endoplasmic reticulum organization; endoplasmic reticulum to Golgi vesicle-mediated transport; intracellular protein transport. The transcript has 12 exons. The coding region runs from base 6 to 4166 and encodes 1386 amino acids. Gene Ontology annotation, cellular component: COPII vesicle coat; endoplasmic reticulum exit site. The record is from RefSeq and is a predicted model, not a curated record. NCBI's taxonomy places the organism in Eukaryota, Fungi, Basidiomycota, Agaricomycetes, Boletales, Suillaceae.